Messenger RNA from Coregonus sp. 'balchen', 9810 nucleotides. The record is from the annotation of a GenBank genome assembly. Lineage: Eukaryota; Metazoa; Chordata; Actinopteri; Salmoniformes; Salmonidae.
CACCAAACCCAAAGAUGCAAAGUUCACCAAAAAGAGAAAGUUCACUCCUGGGAAGGGCAAGGAAGAGGAAGGUAUGAAAUGUGUACAGUCUCCAAUUCCAACGUUUUUAAUAGGCUAACAGUACUUUUUGUAUUUAUUAUGGACCCCCAUUAGCUGCUGCCAAGGAAGCAGACUCUUCCUGGGGUCCAGCAACAUAAGACAGUUACAUACAGUUUAAAAUACUACAUGACAUUACAUUUCAUAAUGGCAUGCUGAAGAUUUUUUAUGGUAUUUCAUGAAAUAGGUAUAUUUCUUAGAUUCUAAGUUGCAUGAAUCUACAUCUACGUAUGAAUGAUCAGCGAUCACACUAAUGGUGGAAUGCUUGUCUGUCUGUUUGCUCAGGUUCUGAGACCAAGAAACCCAAAUGGGACGAAUUCAAACAGCAGAAGAAGGAACUGAAACAGAACCGGCAGCAGACUGAGAAAAAGGAGAGUUAUCAAAUAGUGAGCAGAGCCAAGCAGGAGUGGGAGAUGGUCAGAAGGUAGGCUAAACCAGCUACUCUAUUAUACUGAACAAAAAUAUAAAAGCAACAUGUAGUGUUGGUCCCUUAUUUCAUGAGCUGAAAUAAAAGAUCCCAGAAAUGUUCCAUAUGCACAAAAAUAUUGUUUCUCUCAAAUUCUGUGCACAAAUAUGUUUACGUCCUUGUUAGUGAGCAUUUCUCCUUUGCCAAGAGAAUCCAUCCACCUGACAGGUGUUGCAUAUCAAGAAGCUGAUUAAACAGCAUGAUCAUUACACAGGUGCACCUUGUGCUGGGGACAAUAAAAGGUCACCAAAAUGUGCAGUUUUGUGACAUAACACAAUGCCACAGAUGUCUCAAAUUAAGGGAGUGUGCAAUUGGCAUGCUGACUGCAGGAAUAUCCACCAGAGCUGUUGCCAGAGAAUUGAAUGUUAAUUUCUCUACCAACCGGCCUCACAACCGCAUACCACAUGUAACCACGCCAGCCCAGGACCUCCACAUCUGGCUUCUUCACAUGCGGGAUCAUCUGAGACCAGCCACAUGGACAGCUGAUGAAAAUUAGGAGUAUUUCUGUCUGUAAUACUGCCCUUUUGUGUGGAAAAACUCAUUCUGAUUGGCUGGGCCUGGCUCCCCAGUGGGUGGGCCUAUGCCCACCCAUGGCUGUGCCCAUAGAUUAGGGCCUAAUUCAUUUAUUUCAAUAGACUGAUUUCCUUAUGAACUAACUCAGUGAAAUUGUUGCAUGUUGGGUUUAUAUUUUUGUUCAGUAUAGUUAUUGUGCCAGCAGUCUUACAAAACGUCCUUCCUUUUUAUUGGGGGAGCGAUUAGGUUGCAUGUAUUUAGACCUGUACUUAUUUAUUAUGUAUCCCUUUAUUUCAAUACAGGAAAGACUGCGACAAAGAGAAGAGGAUCAAACUCAUGAAAGAGCUUCAGGAACUUGUUAAAGGAAAGAUCAAAACAGUGAGUACAGGAUGACAUUUACAUUGCUGAAAGGCAGCAUUCAAAUCUAUAAUUUAGAUUGUACAUUAUCGCAAUUGACACUGCACAAAUUGAGAGCAUAGCACAAUGGAGGAUUUAAAUAAGAGGCCGUCUGCGAUCUUUUAAGGUACUUACUACUGUAUAGUGUCUGUUCCAGGUGUGUAGGAGUCAAGGCACGACUCCAACACCAUCAUUAAGUUUGCCGAUGACACAACAGUGGUAGGCCUGAUCACCGACAACGAUGAGACAGCCUAUAGGGAGGAGGUCAGAGACCUGGCCGUGUGGUGCCAGGAUAACAACCUCUCCCUCAACGUGACCAAGACAAAGGAGAUGAUUGUGGACUACAGGAAAAAAAAAGAGGACUGAGCAUGCCCCCAUUCUCAUCGACGGGGCUGUAGUGGAACAGGUUGAGAGCUUCAAGUUCCUUGGUGUCCACAUCACCAACGAACUAUCAUGGUCCAAACACACCAAGACAGUCGUGAAGAGGGCACGACAAAGCCUAUUCCCCCUCAGGAGACUGAAAAGAUUCGGCAUGGGUCCUCAGAUCCACAAAAAAUUAUACAGCUGCACCAUCGAGAGCAUCCUGACUGGUUGCAUCACCGCCUGGUAUGGCAACUGCUUGGCCUCCGACCGCAAGGCACUACAGAGGGUAGUGUGUACGGCCCAGUACAUCACUGGGGCCAAGCUUCCUGCCAUCCAGGACCUCUAUACCAGGCGGUGUCAGAGGAAGGCCCUCAAAAUUGUCAAAGACUCCAGCCACCCUAGUCAUAGACUGUUCUCUCUGCUACCGCACGGCAAGCGGUACCGGAGUGCCAAGUCUAGGUCCAAAAGACUUCUCAACAGCUUCUACCCCCAAGCCAUAAGACUCCUGAACAGCUAAUCAUGGCUACCCGGAGUAUUUGCACUGCCCCCCCACCCCAUCUUUUUACGCUGCUGCUACUCAGUUAAUUAUUUAUGCAUAGUCACUUUAAGUCUACCCACAUGUACAUAUUACUUCAACUACCUCAACUAGCCGGUGCCCCCGCACAUUGACUCUGCACCGGUACCCCCCUGUAUAUAUAGCCUCCCUACUGUUAUUUUAUUUUACUUCUGCUCUUUUUUUUCUCAACACUUUUUUGUUGAUGUUUUAUUUUACUUUUUUAUUAAAAAUAAAUGCACUGUUGGUUAAGGGCUGUAAGUAAGCAUUUCACUGUAAUGUCUGCACCUGUUGUAUUCAGCGCAUGUGGCCAAUAAAAUUUGAUUUGAUUUGAUUUGAAAAUAAGAAUACUGGAAAAGAUGGAGACGUGCACACUGUAAAACAAAAAAAUAAUAAAUCCAAAACUGAUGCUUGAAUGCAAAAUAAAGAUGUUUAUUAAAACAUCAUGAUGCACAAAAAAAUCAUUGCAUAAAUGAAAGGUGAAAACAAAUAUUUUUGCCUCAGGCCAUCAUCAGUUUGAAUGUCGGCACACACGCCUGGCUUCUAUUUCAGGAUAAUUGCAUGUCACAUGAUCAAGAAGGCAACGCAUCAGAAAAUCUAUGAAUCAGUGCCUAGUAGAAUAGAAUGCAUGAUCUAGAUUAUAUAAAAAAAUAUACAAAAGCGGACAGAGAAAUGUCAUCAAUUAUUGCUUUUACAUAUACCAUGUGAACAUUACCUCAGAAUAAAUAAGAUAGAAUUGUAAGAGUAGGGAGCUAGAGAUACCACUAGAUGGGGGUAUCGAACACCAAUAAGAGGCAAAAUACCAGUUACAGAAAACACUUCAAUAACAAUUCUUCAUUCAUGCCGAAUGGGUGGAGAGUUUUUAAAUAUAACAUCCACCAGCAUUCUGUCUGGAGAAGACUAAGUUCAAGAUUACCACCCCUACGUGAACGUUUUAUCUGUUGUAUAGCACAUCUUUAUUUUGCAUUCAAGCGUCAGUUUUGGAUUUAUUCCUCUUUUUGUUGACAGUGUGCGGUUCUCCAUCUCUUACAAUAGAGAAUUUGCCAUCCACUGAAAUUAAUGGACAGACAAUGACUGUCAAUACUUGAAUACUAUAAAACAGUUGAGCACAAUAGACAUUCAAAUUCGUUUUCAGUGCAUGACAUCCAAAUGCUCAACUCAAGUUUGCGGAUAAAGUUAACAUCCUUUUUCUUAUUCAGAUAGCAUUUGCUCACGACUCCACCAGAGUCCUCCAGUGUUUUAUCCGGUUUGGAAACGACAAGCAAAGACAAGUUUUUGAUGAACUCAAAGGUCAGUAGUUUGUUAAGCGGUACUGGAGCGCCAAGUCUAGGUCCAAAAGGCUUCUUAACAGCUUCUACUCCCAAGCCAUAAGACUCCUGAACAGCUAAUCAUGGCGACCUGCACCAGGCUGGGAAGACUGAAUCUGCAAUAGGUAAGCAGCUUGGUUUGAAGAAAUCAACUGUGGGAGCAAUUAUUAGGAAAUGGAAGACAUACAAGACCACUGAUAAUCUCCCUCGAUCUGGGGCUCCACGCAAGAUCUCACCCCGUGGGGUCAAAAUGAUCACAAGAACGGUGAGCAAAAAUCCCAGAACCACACGGGGGGACCUAGUGAAUGACCUGCAGAGAGCUGGGACCAAAGUAACAAAGCCUACCAUCAGUAACACACUACGCCGCCAGGGACUCAAAUCCUGCAGUGCCAGACGUGUCCCCCUGCUUAAGCCAGUACAUGUCCAGGCCCGUCUGAAGUUUGCUAGAGUGCAUUUGGAUGAUCCAGAAGAGGAUUGGGAGAAUGUCAUAUGGUCAGAUGAAACCAAAAUAUUACUUUUUGGUAAAAACUCAACUCGUCGUGUUUGGAGGACAAAGAAUGCUGAGUUGCAUCCAAAGAACACCAUACCUACUGUGAAGCAUGGGGGUGGAAACAUCAUGCUUUGGGGCUGUUUUUCUGCAAAGGGACCAGGACGACUGAUCCGUGUAAAGGAAAGAAUGAAUGGGGCCAUGUAUCGUGAGAUUUUGAGUGAAAACCUCCUUCCAUCAGCAAGGGCUUUGAAGAUGAAACGUGGCUGGGUCUUUCAGCAUGACAAUGAUCCCAAACACACCGCCCGGGCAACGAAGGAGUGGCUUCGUAAGAAGCAUUUCAAGGUCCUGGAGUGGCCUAGCCAGUCUCCAGAUCUCAACCCCAUAGAAAAUCUUUGGAGGGAGUUGAAAGUCCGUGUUGCCCAGCGACAGCCCCAAAACAUCACUGCUCUAGAGGAGAUAUGCAUGGAGGAAUGGGCCAAAAUACCAGCAACAGUGUGUGAAAACCUUGUGAAGACUUACAGAAAACGUUUGACCUGUGUCAUUGCCAACAAAGGGUAUAUAACAAAGUAUUGAGAAACUUUUGUUAUUGACCAAAUACUUAUUUUCCACCAUAAUUUGUAGGAUUUUUAAUGAAUUUAUUUGCAAUGUGGUUUUCUAGAGAAAAAAAAUCUCAAUUUGUCUGUCAUAGUUGACGUGUACCUAUGAUGAAAAUUACAGGCCUCUCUCAUCUUUUUAAGUGGGAGAACUUGCACAAUUGGUGGCUGACUAAAUACUUUUUUCCCCCACUGUACAUAAAACAUGGCGUAAUACAGAACGCCAACAGACAGUUACAGCUGAAGGACAGAGCUACAUAAAACCGGUGCCCCUGCACAUUGACUCUGUACCGGUACCCUCUGUAUAUAGCCUCCCUACUAUUAUUUUAUUUUACUGCAGCUUUUUUUUUUUUUUACUUAACACUUUUUUUUAUUUUCUUAACUGCAUUGUUGGUUAAGGGCUUGUAAGUAAGCAUUUCACUGUAAGGUCUACACCUGUUGUAUUCGGCGCAUGUGGCAAAUCAUAUUUGAUUUGUUCUGUUCUAAUGUUCUGUUAUUCCCUGAGUAAUGAGUCAGUUGUUUUUGUCAUGUCAAUCACAAUGCUCAAUGAUGUUAUCCUGUUCCGUAGAUGAUAUGGUCGAGCUGAGUAAAUCAAAGUAUGCCAGAAAUAUUGUGAAGAAGUUCUUAAUGUAUGGGUAAGUGAGCCUUUUGCUUUCUAGAAAUUUUGCAUUUACAUAAAGUCGUAGCACUAGCAAUACAUGUAGUAUUUUCAUAUCUGAUAUUAGCAUUAGAUCCUGGCAGGAAAGCUGGCCAAAAUAGUCAAAACUAAAUAAAAGGGUCAUCUUGUUGAAUAAAUAAUCAUUGUAAAUCUAUGCAUGAUGUACAGUGGGGAGAACAAGUAUUUGAUACACUGCCGAUUUUGCAGGUUUUCCUACUUACAAAGCAUGUAGAGGUCUGUAAUUUUUAUCAUAGGUACACUUCAACUGUGAGAGACGGAAAAUCACAGAAAAAAUCCAGAAAAUCACAUUGUAUGAUUUAAGUAAUUAAUUUGCAUUUUAUUGCAUGACAUAAGUAUUUGAUACAUCAGAAAAGCAGAACUUAAUAUUUGGUACAGAAACCUUUGUUUGCAAUUACAGAGAUCAUACGUUUCCUGUAGGUCUUGACCAGGUUUGCAUAGACUGCAGCAGGGAUUUUGGCCCACUCCUCCAUACAGACCUUCUCCAGAUCCUUCAGGUUUCGGGGCUGUCGCUGGGCAAUACGGACUUUCAGCUCCCUCCAAAGAUUUUCUAUUGGGUUCAGGUCUGGAGACUGGCUAGGCCACUCCAGGACCUUGAGAUGCUUCUUACGGAGCCACUCCUUAGUUGCCCUGGCUGUGUGUUUCGGGUCGUUGUCAUGCUGGAAGACCCAGCCACGACCCAUCUUCAAUGCUCUUACUGAGGGAAGGAGGUUGUUGGCCAAGAUCUCGCGAUACAUGGCCCCAUCCAUCCUCCCCUCAAUACGGUGCAGUCGUCCUGUCCCCUUUGCAGAAAAGCAUCCCCAAAGAAUGAUGUUUCCACCUCCAUGCCUCACGGUUGGGAUGGUGUUCUUGGGGUUGUACUCAUCCUUCUUCUUCCUCCAAAUACGGCGAGUGGAGUUUAGACCAAAAAUAUAUAUUUUUGUCUCAUCAGACCACAUGACCUUCUCCCAUUCCUCCUCUGGAUCAUCCAGAUGGUCAUUGGCAAACUUCAGACGGGCCUGGACAUGCGCUGGCUUGAGCAGGGGGACCUUGCGUGCGCUGCAGGAUUUUAAUCCAUGACGGCGUAGUGUGUUACUAAUGGUUUUCUUUGAGACUGUGGUCCCAGCUCUCUUCAGGUCAUUGACCAGGUCCUGCCGUGUAGAUCCCUCACGAUCAUUGAUGCCGCACGAGGUGAGAUCUUGCAUGGAGCCCCAGACCGAGGGUGAUUGACCGUCAUCUUGAACUUCUUCCAUUUUCUAAUAAUUGCGCCAACAGUUGUUGCCUUCUCACCAAGCUGCUUGCCUAUUGUCCUGUAGCCCAUCCCAGCCUUGUGCAGGUCUACAAUUUUAUCCCUGAUGUCCUUACACAGCUCUCUGGUCUUGGCCAUUGUGGAGAGGUUGUGUCUGUUUGAUUGAGUGUGUGGACAGGUGUCUUUUAUACAGGUAACGAGUUCAAACUAGGUGCAGUUAAUACAGGUAAUGAGUGGAGAACAGGAGGGCUUCUUAAAGAAAAACUAACAGGUCUGUGAUAGCCGGAAUUCUUACUGGUUGGUAGGUGAUCAAAUACUUAUGUCAGGCAAUAAAAUGCAAAUGAAUUACUUAAAAAUCAUACAAUGUGAUUUUCUGGAUUUUAGUUUUAGAUUCCGUCUCUCACAGUUGAAGUUAUGAUAAAAAUUACAGACCUCUACAUGCUUUGUAAGUAGGAAAACCUGCAAAAUCGGCAGUGUAUCAAAUACUUGUUCUCCCCACUGUACAUGAUUCAACAGUAAUCCUUUGUGAUCGCAUUUAAAAUUAAUAUUGGCGUGCGGCUUGAUCUAAUCUGUGGUUGAAUUUACUGAUCAUUUGCUUAGAAGACAUAAAAAAUGGGAAUCAAGUCAAUAAUUCAAAACUCCACUCAUUGUAACCUUCUCUGUAAUCCUGACCUUGGCUGAAGAUACCAGCUGUUUUUGAGAAUAAUCUGAUUUCAUGGCUCAGAUAUUAAAAUGAGGGGAAAUGUUAUCCCAGUAUGAAGGCAUAUCUUGUAGGAUUAAUAUAAAGGUCAUAAUUUGAUUGAGUCUCUACUCACUACUAGUUUAUCUGGCAUGCAGUGAUGUUUACAGAUUAAAUAAGUAAUCUGACGUCAGGUGUGUGUGUAUCGUGUCCCACAGGAGCAAAGAGCAGGUUACAGGUGUGAUGGUGGGCUUCAAAGUGAGGCAGAUGCUGCGUCACUCGGAGGCGUCGUCGGUGGUGGAGUACGCUUACAACGACAAGGCUAUCCUCUCUGAGACUCCUGCUCACUGAGGAGCUCUACGGAACCACAUUCCAAGUCUUCAAGGUCAGGACACCUCCAACACCUCUCCCACUGUAGCAAAGUGUUGUUCUAAGUAAUAGUAUAGUUCUAAGCAGUAGUGUAGUUCUUCUCAUACACCUCUUCUCUAGUUCAGUGAAAGUCUUGAACAGACUGCAUAAUCCCGUUACCAAUAAAUCGUCUUUCUGAUUGCUUGUCUCUGAAUAUCUGCUGGUGUGGAUGAUAUGCAGAAUCUUACUGACACUUGGUGUUUGUUCCCAGUCGGCAGUGUGCCCCACGCUAGAGAAGGUGCUGGAGGCUAACCCAGACAAGGUUAAUGGCAUUUUGGAGGAGAUGAAACAGAUCCUUACCCCCAUGGCCACAAAGUGAGCAUUAUUGAGCACACACACCUCUAACCCUUCACUCUGCACACAGGAAAUGAUCAAAUAAAUCAAAAUACUGCUUUUGAUUUCUGUCCAUGUUAUCUUUUCCCACAGAGAGGCUGUGAUCAAACAUUCUCUGGUGCACAAAGUAUUUCUGGACUUCUUCCUGCAUGCCCCAGCCAAACAAAGGACUGUAAGUAGAACCACCAAUGACUGAAUAAAUUACUGAAUCCUACAUUUUGAUCAUGUGACUUAACAGGAAAUGAUUGAGUCGAUAAGGGAGUCUGUGGUUUAUAUGGCCCACACCCACGAUGGAGCUAGAGUAGAAAUGCGCUGCCUGUGGCAUGGGACACCUAAGGUGAGUAUUCACUUAGGCCUUCUAGAGAGAUGAUCCUCACCAACCACAGACUAGUGUGUGUCCUGUGCAUGUAUGUACACUGAUUUAUUGGUUCUGUCUUUCAGGACAGAAAAGUCAUCAUUAAAACCAUGAAGACGUACAUUGAGAAGUUUGCAACGGUCAGCCAACACAACAGACAAUUUGAUCGCCGCGGUCAGACAUGCAAAUAUGUAAACGUCAGUGUGUGUGGCUGCACUGGGCCUUUAACAUACCUUAAUUGCUAUUGUGAGGCAAUUGGACAGAAAUGAUGAGAUGCCAUCCAUGCUUCAUGCUUUAUAUAGUCUAUACUUUAAAGGAUCUGUCUCCAUCUGACCCUUUGUCCCUGUAGCAAGAAGGACGUUGCCCUUCGUCGUAAGGAGCUCCUGGAGGCGGUGUCUCCGCCUCUGAUUCAGCACCUGUGUGACCACGCCCGCACCAUGGUGAUGGACAAGGCCUCCAGCGUCACCGUUAGUGAAAUUCUGGGGUCCGCCAUCGGGGACCUGCGUCCUGCCAUGGAGGCUGUCGCUGAGCUGGCCGCUGACGACUUCACACCAGGAGGAGUGGAGGGGCAGGUGAGGACGGGACGGGGCGGGUGAGGAGGGGACGGGGGCGUGGUGUGUCAUAUUAGAGAUCCUCCAGUACUUUUUUUACUUUUUAGCCAGUAGUUCUGAAAGUAGCACUCACCAGCCAAAUGUGGUCCCCAGAAAUGUCAUACUACAAGUGCAGAUAUGUGCACCACAUCAUUGCGCUCCCUCUCUCUACUGUGUGUGCAUUAGCUGUCACCCAAAUGGCGAGGGACUGAAGCUCAUUGGCUAGAACUUGAAUUGCUAGGGGGCUGGCCCACAUGGGGGAAAAUGUAGGGAAAAUGGCGCAGCGCAACUUUCAUCAAACUAGAGAUUUUGUUGCUAAUUUAGGUAAGACAGUAGUUCUGCUCAUAGAUGAUGCAUGUAUGAACUGCACAUUGACACAUCCAGGCCAAAUCGGGAGGUUUAAAAAAUACUUAGUAAUUGCAAAUGUUCCGGAGCAUGUCUUUAAAGUAGGAGAAUUAAGUAGUCUCUCAUAGGUGAGAAUUGCAAUUGUUUUGACGUCUCCAUUGGGUUAGCUUUUUCAGUCUGUUUGGUCAACUGCGCGAUGAUUGAACUGGCUUGAUAUCAGGAACACUUAAAAUGGUAAAAUCUGUGGUCUCUACUGUCCUCUAGCAAGUGCUUGGUAUUCAGUGUGAACAUGUUUUCCUCCUCUGUAUCCUGUUCUAUAGCUGCACAUGGCUGAACACCCUGCCGGGCAUCUGGUGCUCAAGUGGCUGAUCGAACAAGACAAGAUGAAGGAGGCCGAGAGAGAGAGAAGGUACGACUGA